Molecule: messenger RNA, 930 nt
Organism: Penicillium crustosum
Lineage: Eukaryota; Fungi; Ascomycota; Eurotiomycetes; Eurotiales; Aspergillaceae
Product: phytanoyl-CoA dioxygenase family protein
Exons: 4
Coding region: 1-930 (309 amino acids)
Source: RefSeq, a predicted model, not a curated record
AUGUGGAGAUCAAAGAAAGUGGUGGAGUUGGAUGCCUCCGCUCCUAUCGAAGAGAUUGUUAAAGUGAUUCAACGCGACGGAGGUAUCAUCAUCAAAAACUUCCUAAGCACUGAAAUCAUCGACCAGAUUCAUGCCGAAGCCCAACCUUACUGGGGUAAGCUUGGAAAAUACGUCGGUAAGCUGUUCGACGCAGCAGACCCUCCUCUCAGUGGCUUUGCUGGCAAGUCUUCGACCUUUGCCCACAAGGCAAUCAACCAUCCGACUUAUCGGGAGGUUUCCAAAGCUCUCCUGAAGGAGGAAUCGAACGUGUAUCGCGAUGGACAGAGAUACAAUACAGUCUCAUAUCCAGUUUUAGCUGUCUCCGAGGCGUUUAACCGCGGGUCGCCCUCUACCGCUCAACAGCUUCAUCGCGACGAUAUGGCACAACAUUUCGAUCAUCUUGAGGGCAGCGGAGAGAGCUCCUUGUUGGGUCUGUUGGUCGCGGGUGUGGAUACCAACUUCGACAACGGCGCGACGCAGGUCAUUGUUGGCUCCCAUAAGUGGCCCGAAGCCUCUAUCUCCGGCCCUGCAGACCGAUCCCUCUGCUCGACAUGCGAAAUGAAGAAAGGGGAUGCGGUGUUUAUCAUUGGGAGCAUUUGGCAUGGAGCUGGUGAAAACAAGACAAACCCCCCAGAGCGCCGCAUUGUAUACUCCUGUCAUAUGACUCGCGGCUCAAUGCGCGCCGACGAGAACCAGUAUCUAGCUAUCGAUGCGGAUGUCAUCAAGGAAUAUGAGCCUGAGGUUCAGGCUUUGUUGGGAUAUUCUGUUAGCCAUCCAAACUGUGGCCAUGUUGACAUGAAAGAUCCCAUUACCCUACUGGGGAGCAAGGAGGAUCCAUUUGGAUAUGGAAGCUUCCAGGGGCAAGCUGCAUUGCCGGCCUCCGCUAUCUGA